Messenger RNA from Vespa mandarinia (Asian giant hornet), 6163 nucleotides. RefSeq names its product RNA-binding protein 6 (gene Rbp6). Gene Ontology annotation, cellular component: cytoplasm. Gene Ontology annotation, molecular function: mRNA binding. The record is from RefSeq and is a predicted model, not a curated record. Gene Ontology annotation, biological process: regulation of translation. NCBI's taxonomy places the organism in Eukaryota, Metazoa, Arthropoda, Insecta, Hymenoptera, Vespidae.
CUCGCAGAGCGCGUCGCACGUCCGAGUACCGGCCGCCGCCCGUCAUCAGUAGUUGCCAUACCGCGCAGCCACGUAACCUCUCACCUUCUCCUUAGUUUUUAGUAGUCAGUAGUAGGGGAGAGUGUGGAGAGAGAGAGAGAGAGAGAGAGAGAGAGAAAGCGAGUAAAAGGGAGAGAAAGAGAGAGAGAGAGAGAGAAAGAGAGAAAGAGAUAGAGAGAGAAAGAAAGAGAGAAAGAAUACGCGCGCGAGAGAAAGUGAAGAACGUAUGAAAGAAAAAAAUUGAGAGAAGAUCAAGAAGAAGAAGAAGAAAAGAAAGAAAAGAGAAAAGAAGGAAAAAAGAAAGAAGAUAUCUACGUUUUCUUCAUCGUAAACCGUCCUCCUCGUCGUCGCCGUCGUUAUCGUCGCGCCCGUCGUCUUCGUCUCUACGUCCUCGUCGUUGUCAUCGUUGUCGUUGUCGUUGUCGUCAACCGGCUUGACGCAACCACUCGGAGUAGUUUAUCAUUUCGUACACGAGUACGAGACGUACGUGCGUUUCGUUCGUACGUUUCGUCAUCGUUGUCGUUCUCGUUGUUCUCGUAGUACUUCGAGGGAGCACGUAGCGCGAGAGGAACACGACGCGAAAUACGGGAAAUAAGACGUCGUGUGGUUAUCGUUCAUCUUUCUCCUUCUUUCGCAACAACACGAGUCAGUAUUACUGGAGGAUCAAAGACGAGGAGAGGAACGGAAGAUACUCUCGUCGUGAGAGUAGAGACGUCACGUUCUUCUUUGCCAUUAGAAAAGGAGCAAACAGCAGAUUCUCUCUCUCACCGUCGGUCAACAACAACGAACACGAGGAAGAUCGUUGUCGUAAACGGAACAACAACGACAACGACGACGUCUUCCCGUCAUACGAGGACUAAACAGGCAGAAUCACUUUCUGAACGACGGCUCUCUCUUAAUAGUCGUGCUUUUUCCGUUUCAUUCGUGAUCCUCGGGAAGAGGCGAGAGCGUUGCGACGACGACGAGCCGUGCGCCGCGCGCCAUUAUGGAAUCUCAGAAUCAGGAGAUCGUGGCGAGCGGGUCGCCCGCUGAGGUGCCCAACGAUCCAGGGUACAUAUCUUCAUGCUUCUGCCAAAUCGAUCGUCCACCUACAUCCACCAGCAAUGUUUAUAAUAGCACCGACCGAAAGGACGGAUUGCUUCCUUGUGAAAAGAAAAUGUUCAUCGGUGGUCUAUCAUGGCAGACCAGUCCAGAGGGCCUUAGAGAGUACUUCACCAAGUAUGGAGAUAUCACAGAGGUCAUGGUUAUGAAAGAUCCCACAACGCGACGAUCAAGAGGUUUUGGAUUCAUCACGUUUGCAGAUCCUGCAAGUGUAGACAAAGUGCUGGCGCAGGGUAAUCACGAGCUAGACGGAAAAAAGAUCGACCCGAAGGUAGCAUUUCCAAGGAGAACACAUCCGAAGAUGGUGACGAGGACAAAGAAGAUAUUCGUCGGUGGGCUAUCGGCACCGACGACGCUGGAGGACGUCAAAAAUUAUUUCGAGCAGUUCGGUCCGAUCGAAGACGCAAUGCUGAUGUUCGACAAGCAAACCAACAGGCAUAGAGGCUUUGGCUUCGUCACAUUUCAAAGUGAGGAUGUGGUCGACAAAGUCUGCGAGAUUCAUUUCCACGAGAUUAACAACAAAAUGGUGGAAUGCAAGAAAGCACAGCCGAAGGAAGUGAUGCUCCCGGCGAACCUGGCGAAGACCCGAGCGGCCGGCAGAGGUGCAUACGAUUUUAUGUGGUCCGUGGGAGCUAUACCAGAAGGUUUCUCAGCAGCGGCGUACGCGGCAUACGCGGCAAGCCGCGGCUAUUCUGGGUACCCUAGUUUCGGACUACCUUACCCGACAGACGCAUGGCUGGCAAACUCAGUGGUCCUUCGUCAAGCAAAGCGUCGACUGCCUCUACCCCCAUUCCAUUAGGUAUUGCCAUAACAUCAAAUAAGUGUAAAAAAAAAUCGGCACACGCGUACGCAACAAAAAUCUCUCUCACACACAUACACACACACACACACGUAUAAAUGCACAUGUCUACAUACAUCGCACGUAUAUGUAAUUACACCUACACAAAUUAAGCUCGAGAAGGAAUAUCUUUGAAAAAGAAAAUUUGUAUAAAGCGAAGCUUUGCAACAAAUAUUUCUGAAAGCAUUUUUGUGCUCGUCGAAGAUAUUGAGUGAGAGAAAUACAAGAUAAAAAGAAAUUACAAAAACAAGAAGAAAUAAAAAUAAAUAAAAUAAAGAUAAAAACUAAAACACACUAAAUUACAUUAAAACAAAAAGAAAUUGAGAGAAAGUGAAACUAAUGAAAAUAAACGUAGAGCGUUCUUAUUCGGAAAGGAGCCGUACUGAAAACUUGAUGCUCACUCUUUCUCUCGUUAUUCUGUUCGUCCUUCUAUUUCCUUUCUCUCUCUUUCUCUCCUUUAGAUGUAUGUAUGCACAUACAAUAUUGGCUACAUUACCAUGUUGAGAAAAGUGAAAAAGUGAAUAGUAAAGGAAAUGCACGUCCAAAUCUAGUAUGCCCACUGGCAAGGCUACGCAUUCUCCUUUGAAUUAAAAGCGACGCGGAAGGAUUAAUCGUAUUAAUUUGCAUUUGAGAAAAAGGCGCGUUUACUGUUAAUUAAUGCUUAAAUUUUAACAUUUUCAUAUGGCAUCCGGCACGUGUAUUAAAGAAAGAACUUCCUUAUUUUUAUUUAAACGUCUAGAAAACACAUUCGGACACAGAUUUAAUAACGUUAUUUCAUCAAAAUACCGUAUCCUAGAAGCGAUACGCAGACAUAUCUCUAUUUUCAUCAGUCUCGUUCGAUCGAUAAGAAAAGCUCGAUCGAAUUAGGUAUGUCAAAUCACGGCAGCCUUGCCAGCAGCCAUUUAUUAUUCAAUAUCUUCCAUAGAAAGCAUAGCGGAAACUUGUAUCGAAAACAUUUUUAACCUUUGUCGUUGUGCGUGUGUGAGGGGAGGGAAAGUAGCAAGAUAAAUAUAAAUCUAUGAAGCACAUACAACAAUAGAUUUGUAGUAGGUUUCAAAGGUAGUUGUUUUUGCGAAAAUAAUGCCAUAAAGUUGAGAAGCCAAUUUCCGCAAAAGAAUUUCACAUAGAGAAGAUUUAAAUUUUAAAUAAUAAUUGUACACACCCUGAUCACGGUCCUUAUAUCUUCCUAUACGAAUAACUCGUUCUUUAUGUCUUCCUUUAAUUAAAACUCCCUUCCACACCUGUUCCAUCUAUCCUUCGUUAAAAACGAAAAAAAAUAUAAUUGAAGAAACCAAUGACGUUUCUUAUUCUAUUUUUCCGUGACACUACUCCUUUUAUCACCCCUUUUAUCUAUUUCUCUCUUUCUCUUGUAGACGUUGAUCUUUGUAGUGGUUGAAAUGUAGUCACGUUCUAUGUAAUCUCUAUAAACUAAACACCUUAAUCGAAAACAUUUAGCUUAGGUCGUCUAGAUAUAAACGAUAGAGGCGUUUCUGUGUGUUUGAACCGAAGCAUCCUGCCGAUGCCUAAUAAGUCGACCAUGAAUGCGUUCCUGGCAGUUUGCCAUUAGGAUUUUAGCAAGUUUAAUUCAGUUCAAUUUCACUAAGUUUGUAAGUUCAAUCGAUAAAGUGGAAUUAUUAGAAUAUUUAUAUUAUAUUGACUGGAUAGAACAUGGAUGUAUACAUGUACAUAUUUACAUACAGAAAUUUGUUCCUUUUUCACUCUCUGUUUUAAUAAGCGAAACGUUUCAUUGAAUUUUAAAGAAUUCUUAUCUUUUCAUUUUGAAUAAAAAUAUAUAUUAAAUUUAUCGUACGAAUGUACAUGAAAUGUUGCAAACGCGAACAUCAAGUGAUCGACAGAAAUUUCGAAAAUUUUAAAAAGGAUCGUCAGGAUGUUGAUGUCCGGACACAUCCAUCUUUAAUCCAAAGCAAAUUAAAUAAUACUAAUCAUAAAGUAAGGAAUCCGCCAGAUUAGGCGAAAAUAACAAUGUAAGAAAGAGAGUACCAAACCUCGUAGAAAAAGAUAAAUAACUGUAUUGUAACGAACCGCCCAAAGAUCAUUGGCAGAAAUUGUGCUUUUUCUGACACGUCCUUCUCUCAUGUUCUCUUAGCUAUAAAUGCCUGUCCAAUAUCCGAUAUUUCUCUCUUCUGUUACCCUGUGAUAUAUACCGAGGAAACGAAAGAGCAAGAACAUUUUGCUAUAUUUUAAUCUCGACAUCGAAGAAAUAUCGAAAAAAAUGUACAUCCAUUUUAUGCUGCAGAGAAAAAAUGUUCACCUUGCUCUUGUUUGCUAACUUCUUACGAGUCAUAUUCGUUCCCAAACAUAUUCAACCCUCUCUUUCCCGUUAUGGCAUAUCAUAAUUCACGAAAAGCUGUGAUUCGAUUUCUGUUCUGUUUUCGAGUUGUCGUUUUUGAAAGAGUGACCGAGGCGAUCUCCCAACAGAAGAGAUCAAAUGUUUUAAAAUAUAAUUAACUUUAAAGGUCACGUCGAAUUACUUGUGUAAUAACAAAGGACGACGACCAUGUUGUCCGUCCUUAUCCCCUCCAUGAAGCUAAGGAUAUUAUAUCAAUCAAAAAAAUUCAUUCGAAGCAGCUAUCAAAUUAUAAUCGCUUAAAUGAAUUAUUUCGCUAGAGCGAAGGCCAACUCGAAGAAAUCGAUAAGAAAAGGAAAACGAUAAAAAAAAAAAAUCAUAAAUAAUUAAGAAUUGCGCAAGACGAUUAUUAUGUCGCAGGGAGAAUAUGCAGAAGUCAAGAGGCCGCAUAUCUGUCCUGAGCUUAUACAUUUGUUAAUAACACUUAAUGCUUUAAAAAAAACGAUAUUAUUGAUACUUUUAUGCGCAGCUAUAGUUCGUUCGCGUUAACGUCACCGUAAAAAAGAAAUUACAUCAUGAAUGAUCAUAAUAAUAUAAUAAUAGCAUGGCGUAUCUACCAUGCACAGCACAAGUUCAUUCCAGAACUUAUUCUCUGUUUCUUUUUUACGUUCGCAAAUGAUCCUUAUCGAAGAAGUUCUUUAUCACCGUCAAUCAAAAUAAUAUUUAUGGAUAUAUUUUGUUGGCAUGUAACAUAUAAAAUUAACGGCGCGGUUAACGUUAUCGAGCUAUGGUCUGAUUGUUGCUAUUCGUAAGAUUGUUGUUAUAUCGCUGUGAUCGCGCGUGGGAUUGGAUAAAAUAUAUUGCCCAAAGUAACGAAUCAACUUUACCGAUCGACUCUUUUCCAUUUUUUGUGAUUUACGCGACGUUAUUCCUUAUUCACCAACGCGAUUAGCAAAUUCUGACUUUCCGAGAAUACUCGAAAAACUCUUCUCUUUUUUAUCGAUCACUACGGCUAAAUUAAGUGAUGAACAGGAAACAUUGGAUAUAUAUAUAUAUGUAUUUACUAUAUACCGUCCAAGAUGAUAACGCAAUGUUUAUAUCAAACUUGCAAGUCUUUUCAAGUUUUGAAAUUAAUCAAUUAUUUGUAUACUUAUUAAAAGACGUCGAAGCUAACAAGUUUAUCAAGAUUUUCGUACACACAUAUGUAUUUACUCUUUUUAAAUAUCUAUUUAUAGUAAUUGUGCAUCUCACAUAUUACGUCAAAAUCUAUACUUCCAAUUAUAUUUUCGGCGUCUCAGAAAAAUUAUAUCGAUAACAUUUCAAUUUGCGUUAAUUAUCUCGCGCAUUUAUUCGCUUCUCUCGGUCGUUUAUACAAAUUUCUUAGGUAAUAAUUUCGAGUUUUCUCGCACAGAAAGUUUCAAAUGUAUCGUAAUUCAUAUAUAUGUGUAUAUACAUAUAUAUGUAUAUAUACAUAUAUAUACACACACACAUAUUUCUCACGAUACGUAGCGCUCAUUUUAAACGCGUUGGCGAAAAGAAUAACUUUGGCAUUUAAUUAUUAAUUUGUUGAAUGAUCGGUAAAAGUUUGGGCGAUUUAUCAUGAAUUCAUGAUUACCAACUAGAUGACGAAAAUUAGAUUAAAAGGAAAACAAAAAUAACAAAACGCGAAAGUUUUGUAAAUGUUUAAUGGGUACUCGAUAACAUAAUGCUUGAUGUCCAUCGGAAAUCAUUCUGGAGCUAAAUGAGAGAAUAAGUUUAUUUACAUGUGCGUACAUAUUAACGACACAGUGUAAUGAUUUGCUGAAGCUCUAUUAUUAUAACGACUAAGAAUUAUAAAUAAUGAAUGUCUGUAAUAAAUAAAAAAACCACGCAAACAA